UCCUAAAGAUUCCUAAUCGUGGUGCAGCAGCCAGCCAGCAAGCCCAGGGCCACAUUAGGUCCCUCCACCUCUUCCCCAGCCCCUAGCCAGGGCUGCCAUGGCCUCCCUGUUCUCUGGUCGAGUCCUGAUCCGAAACAACAGUGACCAGGACGAGCUGGAUACGGAGGCAGAGCUCAGCCGCAGGCUGGACAACCGACUGGUGCUGCUAUUCUUCGGUGCUGGGUCAUGCCCCCAGUGCCAGGCCUUUGCACCUGUCCUGAGGGACUUCUUCAUUCAGCUCACGGAUGAGUUCUACGUGCUGCGGGCAGCCCAGCUGGCCCUGGUGUAUGUGUCUCAGGACACCACGGAGGAACAACAGGAUCUGUUUCUCAGGGAUAUGCCCAAGAAGUGGCUCUUCCUGCCCUUUGAGGAUGACCUGAGGAGGGACCUCGGACGCCAGUUCUCCGUAGAGCGGCUCCCGGCCGUCGUCGUGCUCAAGCCGAGCGGGGACGUGCUCACGCUCGACGGGGCCGACGAGAUCCGGCGCCUGGGCCCCGCCUGCUUCGCCAACUGGCAGGAGGCGGCCGAGGUGCUGGACCGCAGCUUCCUGCAGCCCGAGGACCUGGACGACCCAGCGCCGCGCAGCCUCACCGAGCCGCUGCGCCGCCGCAAGUACCGCGUGGAACGCGCGGCGCGGGGCGCACCAGGCCGGGGUGGAGGGGUGGAGCCCCGGGCGGAGGUCGAAGCGGCAGGCGGGGCAGGGGAACUGUUCUGACCCCGGGUGGGAGAGAACAGCUGGACUGGGGGGGGCGGGUCUAUGGUUGCGCCCUUUCCCACUUGGUGGCCGGCCGGGGCGGGGGCCAUUCUGAGCCCCACAAGACGGAGGGCUGGCAGGCGCAAGUGAAUCAAAGAUGAGCCCCCCACCCCGGGGUUGCAGGGGAGGGGCAGCGAGGGGACCGACCACUCGGAGUUCCCGCCAGAGCGAGGAGGCGGGUGGGGCGGGGCAGUGGAAGAGCUGUUUCGAGUUUCCCCGGAUGCGGGAAACGGCGAACGGCCAGGAGUGGGAAGGGUCUGAGGCCCAACCCCUGGAUGGGACGGGGUUUUGAUGAAACUCCUGGGAGAACAGGGGCGGGAACUGGAGAAAUCUGUUCUAACCCCCCAGGCCUCGCCCCGCAGGUGAAGGGUGGGGCCUAGGGUGCAGCAGGGGUCCCUCAGUGAGAUGCCCUCACCCAAUAGGGGGCGGACCCAGGGCCUGCCCUGGUCCUCCAGGCGCGCGUCUGAGCCUUCUGGCCAGGGCCUCCAGAAAUAUUUUUAAGACCUGGGUGAGGUGGAAUGGUAACUGGUUCCAAACUGGGAAAAUGCAAAUAAAAUCGAAUAACCGUGCUGUGAAUGAUCAGCCCCUCUUACAAUAAAGAGCUUUCCAUACAUUUCAUGCACAAGAUUACAACGAUCCUUCAGAGUUUAUACGGGAUGUGUUUCAAAACUUAGAGCCGUGGAUGCUGGGGUCAAGGACCGCCACCCAAGGCCAGGAAUUGCCUCAUCCCUGGUGAAUCCUGUGUAUUCCCGAAGAGGUGGCAGAAUAGAGAGAUCAAAAAUCAAAACUCCAAACAACGAAUGCAUGAAUAAGUGGAUUAGCAAAUGAUGUUCCUCU
Molecule: messenger RNA, 1630 nt
Organism: Phyllostomus discolor (pale spear-nosed bat)
Lineage: Eukaryota; Metazoa; Chordata; Mammalia; Chiroptera; Phyllostomidae
Gene: NXNL1
Product: nucleoredoxin like 1
Exons: 2
Coding region: 98-754 (218 amino acids)
Biological process (GO): photoreceptor cell maintenance
Cellular component (GO): mitochondrion
Source: RefSeq, a predicted model, not a curated record